Messenger RNA from Notolabrus celidotus (New Zealand spotty), 968 nucleotides. RefSeq names its product heterogeneous nuclear ribonucleoprotein L-like (gene hnrnpll). Gene Ontology annotation, cellular component: nucleus. The transcript has 6 exons. Gene Ontology annotation, molecular function: mRNA binding. Lineage: Eukaryota; Metazoa; Chordata; Actinopteri; Labriformes; Labridae. The coding region runs from base 237 to 968 and encodes 243 amino acids. Gene Ontology annotation, biological process: regulation of RNA splicing. The record is from RefSeq and is a predicted model, not a curated record.
CUCCAAACCUGACAUGUGUCAUGUGGUUUCAGAGGUUUACCUGGAGUGACUGAUUACUGAUUAAAAAUCAUCCACAUCCGCUCCAAAUCAACCUUCAGACCCUGUCCUGGAUCCUGUGUGUCUGACUGCACUCCACACUGUUCUGUGACCCAGCAUCAAGAGGAAACACACAUGUUACAGUGUGUGUCAGUCUGAGAGACACACACAGAGAGGAGAGAAAUCAAACACACAAAGAGAUGGAGGGUUCGGAGAGAGCAGACCGAGGAGGAGGAGGAGGGUACCACCGGGCAGCCAAGCGGCUCCGCAGGGAGGAGGAGGCCGGGGAAGAGGAGCUGGAGGACGGGGAGGAGCAGGAGGAGGACCCCGGCGGAGAGGCUGCGGGGAGCGGAGGCAGAGAGAGCCGCAGGAGAGGAGGGAAGGACGUUGUGGAGGAGAGUCACCGCAUCCCCCCGUCUCCAGUGGUCCACGUGAGAGGACUCUGUGACGCCGUGGUGGAGGCUGAUCUGGUGGAGGCACUCGAAAAGUUCGGCAAUAUCUGUUACGUGAUGAUGAUGCCGUUUAAGCGCCAGGCUCUGGUGGAGUUCGGCAGCGUGGAAAACGCCGAGCACUGUGUGUCGGUCGGCGCCCGAGAGGCCGUCUGCAUCGCCGAGCAGCAGGCCUUCUUCAACUUCUCCACCAGCCAGAGGAUCACCAGACCCACCAACGCCGACGACCCCACCAGCAGGAACAAGGUCCUGCUGCUGUCUGUGCAGAACCCGCUGUACCCCAUCACCACCGUGAGUCCAGCAGAACCCCGGCUCUCAAACACCUACCUAAACCUGGCCCUGUUUUUAGAGAGACCAGGAGGACUCAGAGACCAGGAGAACUCAGAGACCAGGAGGACUCAGAGACCAGGAGGACUCACAGCAGAGGAUGAGGAGGGAGAGGGAGACCAGGGAGGAAGGUUACUGCUGAAUAUGAUCAAAUGA